CGCGAGGCAGCUCAGACCGCGACUCUUGACUUCUUCGCUCCCGGCCACAAGAAAGUCGUGGGUAGGCAUUACACAACACCAGCUGAAUCAGCAGGGGCAGCCUUGGCGCUCGCGAUUCUGCAUCGACGUUUUGUGACUGUCCUAAUCAAGACUCUACUCACCGCAGGCUCUCAACUAAGCCAAACCGUUUGCAUUCAGGUUGACGCGUCGACGUAGGAGCUCGUCUCCAAGCUUGAGCGCAAGCUUAUCUCACGCACUCGGACUGACGUUUCAGGACGACGAUGGCUAAGACUAGAGGGCAUGUUGGGGCUGGCGGAGGAAGGGGCCGAGGAGGUGGCGGUAGAGGCAGGGGAGGGUAUGGAGGGGGACGGGGACGCAGAGAUGAUAAUGCCGGCACGAGCCAUGGAGGCCGCGGUGGUAAGGACAGGAAUCAAUCUGGACCCAUCAAGAUGAAGAACACCAAUUUCGAGGCGUACUACCUCGACCAAGGCAUUCUGCCACCUUCCGAAUGGCCAGCUUUCCUCCAAACCCUCCGCUCCCCGCUGCCCACCACCUUUCGCAUCACGAUGGGCAAAGCAACGACAUCGGUCAUCUCCCAUCAGAUGCAGAAUGAAUUCUUGCCCUUUUUGCAAGGCAUCGAGUGGGAAGGGGAACCUGUUCAGGCUCCCAGACGAUUGGAUUGGUACCCGGAUGGACUGGCCUGGCAAAUCGACGUCAAGAAGAACGUGCUCAGGAAGAAUGACCAGUUCAAGAAGCUUCAGGGAUUCUUGGUUCACGAGACUGCUGUGGGGUCCAUCUCACGUCAAGAAGCAGUUUCGAUGGUGCCUCCGCUGUUUCUGGAUGUGCAACCUCAUCACGUAGUACUGGACAUGUGCGCAGCUCCGGGAAGCAAGACGGCUCAGAUCAUCGAAGCUCUGCACAGUCCUACAAACACUGGAAGCACAGAGUACAACUCCUUUCCACCAGGUAUCAUCGUAGCCAACGAUAGCGAUAUCAAGAGAGCUUACAUGCUGGUGCAUCAGAGCUCCAGAUUGCCCUCUGCCAACCUCCUCGUCACGAAUCACGACGCUUCUCUGUUACCCUUCGUCGAAGUCCCGUGGAGGUCCAAGCAUGCGGAUACGAGCGGCUCUGCUGGCAACAUUACUAAGAUGCUCAAGUUUGACAGGGUUCUGGCGGAUGUGCCUUGCUCGGGCGAUGGUACGCUGCGCAAAAACAUUGGCAUAUGGAAGGAUUGGCAACCCAACAAUGCGAUGGGUCUUCAUGCUCUUCAAUUGCGCAUUCUUUUACGAGGUCUUCAAGGUCUGCGUCCUGGUGGACGUCUUGUCUACUCGACUUGCAGCAUGAACCCCGUGGAAAAUGAAGCGGUUGUAUCGGCAGCAUUGAGAGAGUACGGGGCUGAUCCCUUCAGUGGCAAACCAGGUCGCCUGCACAUCGUCGACACUUCUGGCUAUCUCCCUAAUCUCAAGCGCACAAAAGGCUUGACUACGUGGCGCGUGUGUCCUGGGUUGGGCAAGCAUCUUCGCCAGAAGGCUACGCCGAACGUCGAGCCGGAGGACGACAAAGGCACGGUUGAGACAGCUACUGCUUCUGAAAGUCAGGACCAGGCAACAGAAGGGCAGGAGCAAGCAAUGCAAGUCGACCAGGCCGCAGAUGGAGUGAUUCCGGCGUCCGACGUCGAGCAGCAGCCUAACGCGGCUCAAGCCGAGCCCAAAGCGGAGGAUCAGCAAGGCUGGCCAGACUUUGGAAGUAAAAAGUACCGAAAGACCUUGCCAGACGUUAGCUGGGUCGGCUCGUAUGCAGAAUUGCACCAUUCCGACCCGUCUCUUGCGGCCCGAACACCCUACACGCUCUGGCCUUGUGGAGUGGAGAAGGAUCUGGGCUUGGAAAAGUGCAUGAGGUUCUAUCCUCACUAUCAGAACACCGGCGGAUUUUUCGUCGCUGUCUUGGAAAUGGCACACACUGGCACUGAUCAAGAUGAGGAAGUGGCAUUGGGAAUGAAGCGCGCUAUGGAUGUGCUUGAUGCUGAAGCUCCAGUGCCUGUACCGAGCGCCAGCGCUACCGAUGCUCAGGAGUACAACGAAGCUGGACGAAGCGCCGAAGCUGCAGGAAGCACAAGCGGUGCAAGCAAGCGAAGCGCUUCGCCAAUCGCUGAACAGCCUGACGCGAAGAAGGCCAGAUCGAGUGCGACUGACGUUCAGGAGACGCAAGAAGACAUCGACAACGCUCCGCCCGCUGAUCCCAAUGCGCAUAUCAAACCGGACAAUCACGCCGCUGCUCGUGCCAAUAAAGGCAAGAAGCACGACCACGAUUCGGGAUUCGGCAAGCCUGGAGGCACACCUUUCAAGGAAGACCCCUACACCUACGUACAUCCAGACCAUCCUCAAAUCGCUGCUAUUUUCAGCCAAUUUGGUUUCAGCGACGCACUCUCGCCCAGAAACUUUCUUGUCCGCAACACUGCAGGCGAGCCGCUCAGAUCAAUGUACACUACCAGCACCAGCGUCCGAGCUGUCAUCAAUGGAGGCGGUCCAGGUAGAGAUGGCUUUAACUUUCUUAACCCUCUCAAGCUGCGCGUUCUCAGCACGGGAAUCAAAACGAUCGGCCGGCAAGAGGCUGGCAAAGACCCGAAUUUGGUCUGCAAGUGGAGAGUCCUGAACGACGGGGCGUCGGUGCUCAGACCAUUUUCAGCCCCGGAAAAGGUGGCUCAUGGGCAGGCAUCCGAACUGGCCUUCAUGCUGGCAAACCAUUACCCUACCAUCACUUCUUUGCCCGACAGCCCAUUCUUCCAAGAUCUCAAGCAGAGAAAGCUGGGAAGCUUCUUUGCGGACUUUGCGCCGAGCGAACACGAGGGAGGAAAGAUCGAGACUGUGCUUUCCUACCCCAUCUGGCGUGCACCUGCUAGUGUCAACUUGAUGUUGGACAAGCAAGAAAGAAGCGCCCUAUCGCAUCGCAUUUUCGGUCGUGAUCUGAGCAGCGCGUCUGGGGAUCGUCAUUUUCACCCGGACAAGGCAGUAAAGGCGAGAGAGAAAGCAAAAGAGGCUAGAAGAGCUGCCUUUAGGGACAUGAACGACGUAGAUGCGUUGGCGAAUGCGAGACCCGCAGAUCAGGACGCUGCUGGCGAUGAAGCUGCCGAGAGCGCUUCCCUCCCUACAAACGGAGAGCAUGCCGAUAAUACCGACGGUGCGGCACAAACCACCGAAGCUGAUGAGGAGCAAGAGCAUCAAGCUGCGAUGGAAGCUACAGCGCUCGAAGUCGAAGAAGAGGGCCAGCGAUUGCCCGUCGAAUGAAAUAAUCGACCCGCCAUUUUGGGCCCGAUCACCUUCUCCAUCUCCUCAGCGUCAAGCUGACGCUUCGGCCUUGCCAUUCUCGUGGUGUACUCCAAGUCCCUAGACCGCCAAGUCAGACCGAAGAUAAUUAUAUGAU
Ceraceosorus guamensis is the source of this 3420-nucleotide messenger RNA. RefSeq names its product S-adenosyl-L-methionine-dependent methyltransferase. The transcript is spliced from 5 exons. Gene Ontology annotation, cellular component: nucleus; cytoplasm. Bases 282 to 3284 code for a protein of 1000 amino acids. Gene Ontology annotation, molecular function: tRNA binding; tRNA (cytidine-N5)-methyltransferase activity. Gene Ontology annotation, biological process: tRNA methylation. The record is from RefSeq and is a predicted model, not a curated record. NCBI's taxonomy places the organism in Eukaryota, Fungi, Basidiomycota, Exobasidiomycetes, Ceraceosorales, Ceraceosoraceae.